AUGCCACAGGACGCUAUGAACAUGUGGAUAGAAGAGUUACAGGAAGACCACUUUAGAGUCUGCCUGCGGGAAGUAAAAACAUUUGACGGCAAGUACCAAAAUAUUCAAGUGGUAAGUUGAUCUGUUACGUGAGUUUUAAUUGUUUGUGAGCAAUAAUUUUCAUACGGGCUCUGUUGUUAGAUAGACUUUUUAAAUUUUUUCAUUUAAAAAUGAGGAUUAUCAAAACACAGUCUGAGUUUUCUGUCAUUUUCGGUUGAGUCUUAUGAACUAAUAAGAGUCUUCUGAGGUAAAAGUAAAAUGAAAUAUCGGACUGGUCCGUUAAGGUUAUCAAAUCGCCGAAAAAGCGUCAAUGAUCUUCUGAUUGCUUUUGUUAAACUUUCACCAUCCGGCAGAGUUAUUAGCUUCGUCAGUUUUACUAUUACAGCAUCCUCUCUAAGCAGCAAACACUAAAUUAGCAACUGAUUGCAACAAGUUGUUUUGUUUUCUAGGACUGGUUGGCCUUUACCCAAGGAACUGGUGAGAUGACAUUCCAUGGAAAACUACAGUUUGAGAAUGGUGGCGCUCCACUGGAACGAGACAACUUUGCUUUCUGCAAGGUGAUAAACUAAUUUUGGUAGUGGGACGUUGAAAAGGUAGAUAUUUGGAAUUUUACCAGCAACUUAUUUGUCUUGCAGUUGGAAGAGCUAAGACAUGAUGAACUUUGCGACAAAUCAAAGAAUUCAAUGCGCUUUGAAUUUUCGAAAGUAAUACAAUUAUCAUGUCCUGUGUUGCCUUUAACAUUUGUAGCAAAUGUAAAACGUGGUGAGAAUAAGGAAGAAUGGCACUUUUGCCUUUCAUUUUUCGUCUCUCUUCCCUUUAAUCAAUAAUGCAGGCUAAAUUUGCUUCCUGUCACUUCUUUACAGGUCCUUAACUAUACCGAGACAUUUUAUGCACCUUCCGUUGUUAUGGUAUCAGUCAGUCAUCUUUAUGACAGCAAUAACGUUUAUUCUGUUAAGUCGGAGAACAAUGUUCUGAACGCCUGGAUAGAGGUAAAAUAGCGACAAUCUUGACUGUCAUACGCACGCUUAAUUGCAACUUGAAAAUUAAUUUAUUUUUACGUUAAAGUAGGCUGCUGACUAAUAGAUUCCCACCAUGUUUAUCUUUUAUCUAAUACGGUGAGUGUUUACGAUUUGUGACCACAGGAAAUAACGACGUACCUUCUGAAAAAUUAAAAUGAAUUUUUAAAUUCAAUCUUGAUGAAAGCUUGGUUAAUAGAGGCUUUAUAGUUUCUAGUUGCUAAGCUCUGCUGUCUUCUUUGUGGCUUAAAUUCAAUUCAGUCUUGGCUGGACAUUUUUUUAACCAAACAGUCUUACAACUUUUUGCUGUUGUUGUUGUUGUUGUUGUUAUUGUUUGUUUUCAGGAUUCCUCUCCCAAAAAGGCCGUCAUCGCCUCAGUCACAACCCAGUCUGGGCUGAAGCAGUUUGCGAACAAGUUCCACUGGAACCUUACGUCUUUUAUCCUGAUAAACCGGUUCACAUACAGGUUUCUGUCAAUCACGUGAACUUCUCAGACCCAGCCUAUGUUCACGAGGCAGUGGUUGCUUGGGUUGAAGACAUCAUGGGGAACAAUUUCACAGUGUGUGUCACACAGGCUGGUAGAAACGAGAGGAGAAAUGGAGAAACGUUUGCCACAGUGGACUGGCUGGCGUACCAGGGAGCCCCUGACGGGGGAGUGUCGGGUGAGAUGGACAUGCCAACCUGGUGGACUGGGACGAGCUGUCGUACAGUGUCUCUACCCUCGGUGAGUUCAAUUUGUAGUAUUCUCAAGUUCAUAUAUAAGAGUGUCUUUUAAGGGGGCUCCGUCAUUGAUACUGGAUCAUUUAGCUCAGUGUGAGAAAUUUGCCGUCAUAACUUUUUCGUUUUUAACGCGAUGGCUGCGAAACUUUGCAAAGAACAACAGAUGUCAUUCGGCAGUAGUAAGAAAUAUUCCGAUUUCAUUGAUGGUAUAUACUUCUUGAGAAAUUAGCGCUUAAAAGGACCCUACUGUUCAAAGAAAAUCGCGUCUAGUAAACAAUUUGGCGAUAUUUUUUACUGAAAUUUCUGGUAUUGGCUUUUAUUGAUAUAACAAAUUUUCCGGAGAAAUUUCCGAAAAAUCUUUGGAGCAGAAGUCCGUAACUUAAAGUCACUCAAAAUUCAGCUGUGAAAUUGUUUUGGAAUUUCAAAAACAAAUUACUAUCAGGAAGAAGGAGCCACCAGUUCGAAUUUUCGGGACAAGUAAAUUCAAUGUUUGCUAAUAUUCUGAAAACAAAAGUCGAUUGCCUAUCGUGCUAUUCUUUAAAAGGUACUCUUUAGUUUUAGAAGCACUAUAAAUUGCUCCAAACCGUGCUCUGACGUCGAAUGACUUGUUCCUCGACAUUUUAAAAUACUCUUUGGCAUUGGUUCAAACUCCUGCUACGUACAUUUUGAUGUAUUGCAAUGCAUCCUCAACGGCUCUUCCUGCUGUACGUUGCUUCCCAUUCAGGGAAAAGGUAUUGGGAAUGUUGUUCUAAAUAAAAAUGUUUUUAGGGUUUGAAAAUCUUUUUUGCUCGCAGAUGUGCCUUGAUAGUUUUAUAUUGAAAGUUACUGUACGACUUUACCUCUUUUGCUUUGGCCUUAAAAUUACAAUUUGUUUGAUGUGGAGCAUGCGUGAUGCGAUCACCAGCAGAAAAAUUUUAGGGCUUUUUUUGAAACUUACUUAGUAUCAACUUCCGUCUUACACAUUUCUGAUAGAUUUUUUAUUAACUAUUUUAUAUGCCCCCAACAUGAAGACGGUUACCUGACAAUUAAUUUUUUCGUUGGCAGGACUGGAUAGCUUUUGAAGAACUUCAUGGACCUCUUUUCAGAGAGCAUGGUGCUAUUUACUUUUCUAAUGUGAACAAGCCAUCUAAGGAUAUGAACUAUGCUUUUUGUGAGGUAUGUUCUCUCUUAUCUCCACUGGAAUGACCUUUUCUCCAACCGAACUCCCCUCAAUUCAGGGACUCGCUUACUAAAUUGCACCUACCAUCAUUCGAAUGCGUUCUGCUUGCGGUUUCCAGUCAUCCUCUCUGUUAUCUUGGAGAUACACAGGGAGGUGAUUCCCAUGUUCAACGCCAAGACCGGCUUUGUAUUGAAAUAACAAAAUUGUUAUUCUCCUACAGCUGGGAUGUCUUAAAUUUCCUGUCUGCUAUGAAAUGUUACUUUUAAUGUUAUUUUUAACACUAGCCUUGAUUAAUGCUUCAAUUUUCGCUUUCUCACUUGUUUUUCUUUUCUUUUGUAAGGAUGUUGUCUUCAAAAAGCAUUACAAUGAUUCUCCUGAAGUGCUGGUGUGUGCAAACCAUACAACUAGCGGAGGAAACCUCAAUCCAUUGUACAACUCCAUAUCAGCUUGGGCUGAGGUUAGAAGUUAUCUUUAAAUGAAAGAGCGAUUUUUCAAUCAAUAAGCGUUAUAAAUUUUCAUUUUAUUUUUUUCUAAACAAGGUCUUUACAUAAGUGCGUCGGGGUGUAGGAAGUGAGUCGUGUGAGUUUAUGAAUAAGUUGCCUCCCUUGCUUCCCCUCUGCUAUGGGGUUGUAGUAUGAUAGCAACAGGUGUCAAUAAAACGCGGAAGCGUAGACGGGGUCCAUUGUUUUUCGUACCUGUUUUCUUUCGUUUUCUCCUAAACAAAACAGAAAACGAAACAAAAACUAAAACAAACCAGCAAACGGAAAGACAGUGGAACCCGCCCCCAAUGGCGAAUUGGCGUUUUACUGACUAUUUAUACUAUAGGGCUUAGCGGAUGUCAAUACGAGCGUUUUUGACUCUGGCCGACAGUGAAGCGACAGCUUUUAGCAGCCAGUUGUCUCUGAUUACUACGUCUUUUCUCUGUCAGUACAUAAACAAGACCGGUUUUAGAGCCUGCGUGAAAGAGCUGUUUGUACAAUAACAUGAUCCUCUGUCAGUAUCAUAUGCAGUCUUACCAGGUAAGAAAGCUUUGAAAUACGGCCAUGAUGUCACUAGGUACUAGCUGCUACUAAAAACUGAUUAUAUAUUGAAACUAUCUUCAAUGCAGUCCAUCCUGAAUGGGUUAUAGCAUGACAAGUAGAUCUUCAAUGUAGUCGAGCAGAAGGGUGAUCGUUUCUUUUCUUAAUAUUUUCCUUUAUCAUUUUUUUUGGCUUAUAACCACUGCAAACUUCCUUGUUUUUGUGCGAGUACUCAGUAUAUUUGGUCGUUUCUUGAGAGCUGGAGAGAAGACUUAUCUCUAAACUUAUUGCAAUUCAUUUCUGUGUUCUAAAGAUGUCUGUCCACCCGGAUGGAGCUUCUACAAUGGUUCCUGUUACUUUACAAGUGAAAGUGAAACACGGACCAACGCAAGUUUAAUCUGCCGCCCCAUGGGAGCUAAUCUACCUGCCAUUGAAAGCCAAGAAGAAAAUGUCUAUAUUCAGCACAGACACAAUGGUGAUAAGGCGUGGAUUGGUUUGAAUGAUAUUGCCACUGAAGGAGUAUUCCCCUGGGUGGAUCGAUGGCUGUCCUUUUAA
This is a messenger RNA of Porites lobata, 4508 nucleotides long. The record is from the annotation of a GenBank genome assembly. NCBI's taxonomy places the organism in Eukaryota, Metazoa, Cnidaria, Anthozoa, Scleractinia, Poritidae.